Cygnus olor (mute swan) is the source of this 4986-nucleotide messenger RNA. RefSeq names its product MAPK activated protein kinase 5 (gene MAPKAPK5). Gene Ontology annotation, cellular component: cytoplasm; nucleus. Gene Ontology annotation, molecular function: ATP binding; calcium-dependent protein serine/threonine kinase activity; calmodulin binding. The transcript has 14 exons. NCBI's taxonomy places the organism in Eukaryota, Metazoa, Chordata, Aves, Anseriformes, Anatidae. Bases 199 to 1614 code for a protein of 471 amino acids. Gene Ontology annotation, biological process: peptidyl-serine phosphorylation; negative regulation of TOR signaling; Ras protein signal transduction. The record is from RefSeq and is a predicted model, not a curated record.
CGGCGCUGGGCCCGCCCGCGGCCUUCCCUGCGGCGCUGCCGGCCCCCGGCCCGCCCGGCCGGGGAUGAGGCGCUGCGGAGCUCGGCCGGGGCUGCCCGUGGCCUAGCGCGGCCCCCGGGCUCUCGCCGCCGCCUCCCGCUGCCGCCUCCGCCGCCCGUUCCCCGGUGCCGGUGCCCGUCCCCUGGGCCCCGCGGGAGGAUGUCGGGGGAGCACGACAUGGACAGGACGAUCAAGGAAACGUCCAUUUUAGAGGAGUACAACAUUAACUGGACGCAGAAGCUGGGAGCUGGGAUCAGCGGUCCCGUUAGAGUCUGCGUGAAAAAAUCCUCUCAGGAGCGCUUUGCACUGAAAAUCCUUCUCGAUCGUCCAAAAGCUAGAAAUGAGGUACGUCUGCACAUGAUGUGUGCAACACAUCCCAAUAUUGUUCAAAUUAUUGAAGUUUAUGCUAACAGUGUGCAGUUCCCACAUGAAUCCAGCCCAAGGGCUCGGCUCCUAAUUGUAAUGGAGAUGAUGGAAGGGGGAGAGCUAUUUCACAGAAUCAGCCAGCACCGGCACUUUACUGAGAAGCAAGCAAGCCAAGUAACAAAGCAGAUAGCUUUGGCUUUGCAGCAUUGCCACUCACUAAACAUUGCACAUAGAGACCUCAAGCCUGAGAAUCUCCUCUUCAAGGAUAACUCUUUGGAUGCACCUGUUAAAUUGUGUGACUUUGGAUUUGCCAAAGUAGACCAAGGUGACUUGAUGACACCACAGUUCACUCCAUAUUACGUAGCACCUCAGGUAUUGGAGGCACAAAGACGACAUCAGAAAGAAAAAUCCGGUAUUAUCCCCACCUCACCGACACCUUACACUUACAACAAGAGCUGUGACUUGUGGUCCCUGGGUGUCAUUAUUUACGUGAUGCUGUGUGGGUACCCUCCGUUCUACUCCAAACACCACAGUCGGACAAUUCCAAAGGACAUGCGGAAAAAGAUCAUGACAGGGAGUUUUGAAUUUCCAGAGGAGGAGUGGAGCCAGAUCUCAGAGAUGGCGAAAGACAUUGUGCGAAAGCUGCUGAAGGUCAAACCUGAGGAACGGCUGACCAUUGAAGGUGUGCUGGACCAUCCCUGGCUCAACUCCACGGAGGCACUUGAUAACAUCCUACCCUCUGCCCAGCUGAUGAUGGACAAGGCGAUGGUUGCAGGGAUACAACAGGCUCAUGCAGAACAACUUGCGAACAUGAGAAUCCAAGACCUCAAAGUCAGUCUCAAACCCCUUCAUUCCGUCAACAACCCCAUCCUGCGCAAAAGGAAAUUGCUGGGCACUAAGCCGAAGGAUGGUGUUUACAUCCAUGACCCGGAGAAUGGAAGUAACGAUUCCAAUGUGGCUCUGGAAAAGCUCAGAGAUGUGAUUGCUCAGUGCAUUCUACCGCAGGCUGGAGAGAAUGAAGAUGAGAAGCUGAAUGAAGUGAUGCAGGAGGCAUGGAAAUAUAAUCGGGAGUGUAAAUUGCUGCGAGACACUCUUCAGAGCUUCAGCUGGAAUGGCAGAGGAUUCACAGAUAAAGUGGAUCGACUAAAACUGGCAGAAAUAGUAAAACAAGUUAUUGAAGAGCAGACAAACUCCCAUGACUCUCAAUAGCUGGAGCUUCUUAAUCUUAUUUUUUUUACCAUUUAAGAUUUAUUCUUUAACUGUAAAAAGUAUUUUUAUGUAAAUUAAUAAAUCAUAAUUAUUUCAUGAAAUUUCCAUACUGCUUGAAAAUGCUGUAUAGUUGUAGAUACAAAAAAUCAUUGGUACUGUAAUAUUUUUUUAAAACUCAGUUCCUUGAGGUAUAUAUGAUCACUUACGUACUGUUAAUCAUGAGUCCCCCAGAUGGGGCAAAUUGUAUUGUUAAAGACCAUUCUUUUUCUUAAUAACCAGUUGCAGAAGCUGCCUUCCAUCUGCUAUACAUACAGCCAGCUGCAGUGACUAUAUAUGUGAACAAGACAGCCACAGUUUCUCAACACCCUGCUCAGUAAGUACUUGAAGCCAGUGCUGUGAAAUACGAACUUCCUAGCUACCCUUUGCACCUAAAUUCUGAGUCUUCAUGUAGAGGCAACAAAAUAGCCUUCUGUUUCGCUAGAUGACCCAAGAGCCGUGCUUGGCCUUGCCAAGGGCACCUGAGUCCAUACGCUUGCUGCAUUUUUCAGUUCUGAUCAGUAGCCCUCUUUCUUUCUUCUGUAACCCAUCUUCCUUGGACCUACUUUAAGGCUUAAUGGCCAUUCAGCAUAAAACUCCUCUUUUUACCAUACCGUUCAAUGGCGGAAUCAAAGAAUGUUCUAGUUACUUAUGUACAAGUUAUUUUUAUUUUCAUGAUGGGAUCUUCUGUAGACAACAGUAAGCGUGGGGUCUAUUUUUUUUUUUUUUGUCCCCAGAUCAGAAGUUCUGUUUCCACCUUAUUUUUUCCACUCUAGAAGAUCCAACUUUUGUUUUCAGACUUGUCCUCUUGUUUGAAAGAGAUCAUCCUGGCAAGGGUCAUAGUGCUGCUGUGUGAAUCCACCAGUGAUCCUUCUCUUGUGUCACCAUCUGGAGUCCAAGCUCCCCCUCUCUUUGAUGCCUUCGAGCUCCUCCUGGCGGAGCAACAGAUGCAGGGCUGCUCCUUGACACAUGUCCUUACGCUGCCUGGACCAUGAGGCUGCCCAGGGCAGAUUCUUACACUAGUCUGGAACAUUGGCUCCAAAAGCUGCUUUUUUAUUUUAAUGAAACAAACAAAUGAAAAGAAUCUGUACAUAUUUCUAGUUUUCUACCUUCUGACACUUUUCUUUCUUUUGAGACUGGUCGAAGGCUUUUUAUAGAGAUAUUUUGGUACUAAACCUGUGCAGACAUUGAAUGAGUUUGGUCUGCAGACUGAAGUGCCAAUUCAGGGCUAUUAGUAACGACUCUUGAACAUUAUUGUUAUAUUUCAUAGCUCGUUAAUUUUGGGUUUACAUUUACAAACCUGAGCCAUGAAUCUCCCAAUCUACUCUUACGACAGUCCAGCCUUGUUCUUUUUUGUCUUUUUUCUAUAACAGACUUCCUUGUAACCUUUAGCUUGGAUGGCAAACCAGUGUCUGACUCUUUCUAUGAAAUUUUUUAAGCAGUAACUUAGUUUUUCUACAUGAAGGAGAUGCUUCAUUUCCCAUUCUUCGUCAGCACCUUGUCAGCUUUCUUUUAAUCCUGUUGAGAGUUUUCCAAUGCUUGAUUUAUUCCACAGUAAGAACCACAGUCCCUAUUUAACCAUCACUUUCUCUGAUGGAAAUGGGGAGUUUUUUGCAUAAGCCAGAAUUGUACUUCUGACACUACAUGGAAUAUUUGUGUACUGACGUGCAUUGACAACUGUAGAGAAUUAGCAGGUGACAAGAGUAUUUGCCGUUUCUUGGUAGUAUCAGCAAGUUUGCAGGCCCUAUGUGCAUUUCUGUCCUUGCCCUAAAUUCCAGGUCAUGUCAACAUCCAUGCAGUCUUGAAAUGUAUAGAUCAUUUCCUUUUAAACUUGAAAUCUGUGUGGUGUGUGUGUUUGUUUUUCCUCUGGGAAAUCUCAGUGUAUGGGAACUUUUAAGUAUGGAAAAUAGAGAAAUAAGCAAGGAAAUCUCUUGUGUUUGAACGGGAGUGCAGAAAACUCCCUACAAAAGCACUUUGCAGCUCUACCCUCUGAGGAGGAAGAUACUCUGGCAGUUUCUGGGGAGUCAGAACUUCUGAGCAGAAAAACGGAUCAGAUUGUAGCUACUCUCAUUGUUAACACAGUGCAUUCAGCAGGCUACUGCCACGCCACAGUCUGCUGAGAUCCAAGCAGCUUGUGAGCACUGCGGAGUGUAACACACUGGGACUUCUUUUUUCUCUGGCAGGUUGCUCUAGUGUUAACGAUGACAGUAGCAAGGCUUGUACACUGAUGUGUAAUGGUCUUUAGGACAUGGCUUCAGCCUACUUCUGCAGUACCAAGAGAGGUUUGUACUGUGGGGAGCACCUUGGAGGGAGAGCAGCUGCUGCUCGCUGCCAUCCAAGGCAGCUUAGAAAUCAGCAGACGGGAUCUGACUGUGUGCCUCCUCUCCUGAUGCUCUCCACACGUACACAACAGAGUCAUUUCAAGCAGUUACUGGUAGUGAGGUGGGUACACUUGUGAUUGACUGUGAGGUGUUUUGGUGUCUGGAGGGAAGUCACAUUUCUAAGGGCUUUUGUGAUGAGGAACUGCGUUUUAUGGGUUUACUGUUGAUUUUAGUGUCUGUGAGAAGUAAGAAUGGCCUGAUCUGAAAUGGAGGUAGGGAGGGACAGAUUUAAGAAAAUCCAAUUUGAAAAUUCGAGGUCAAAUGGUUUUAUUUCUAUGAGAAAGUUGAUUAUUUUACUCUUGAAAACAACUUGUUUUAGAUUUCAAAAUUAAAUAGACUUGAAUGGAUCUAAUUGACUUAUUUUAAAGUUAUAUUUUACUUUCUUCUUCCUGUGUUUUGUAUUUUUCAGUUGACAUAAAUGCAAGAUAACCUUGUCUUGAUUAUGUAACAUUUUAGUUUGUAAUAAAUCUACUGAUGCUUUACAGCAGACUGUGAAUAUUGUACAUAUCUUGAGAUGGAAGAGUUGUGUGGGAACAAAGACGACAUUCUUUGUAAAAACACUAAAAGGAUAUGGGAAAGCUAUGUGGUUUUUUUUUCUUAAAGUUUUAUUUAAGACAAGAAUCUCAGAAAUCAUUUGACCUUUUCAAAUUUUUAUGUAUAUCUGACUUCUCCUGUGACUUGAUUAUUUUAAGGUAUAUAUGUUGAAAAGUUAGGAGAAUUUGACUAGGAGAAAGAGUUUUUGAUUGGAAAUAGCAACAUGUCAAAGUUUUGCUGUCAUUACUUCAGUUUUUUCUUUAAGAAAUCUGAAUCUGUCAUCAUCUGCCAUGUUUAACUUCUGUGUAUUAAAAUGUUUGCAUUUCUCCUUUCCAGUGUUACCUGUACCAUGUUAGUUUAUUUCGGAUCAGUAUUAUAUUGUAAAUAUUACGCAUCAAUGUAUAUAAAUGAUUUUACUAAA